UCUCUUGUUUCUUUCAAAGGCUUCAAAACAUAAGAAAACAUUUCUGCUUUUUUUGCUACUCUAUGUGGCCUAUAAAUACACUUAGAACUUAGGAUAUAGAAACCAAGUAACCAAGUAGUGAACAAGAUGAAGAAGCUUUCUCUUUAUGCUUGUUUACUCAAAUUGAGUCUCUUGGUUCUUCUUCCCUACAGCAAAGCCAAUCAGGCUGAUAAACUAGAUGAGUUGAUUCUGUCUAGGAGCUCAAAGAAUCCUCCUCUGACUCUUUCAUGGGCAGAGGAAGAAGCAUUGAAAACUCAUUCUUCUGCUUAUGUUGCACCACAAGAGGGGCUGAGCCAAGCUGACAAGAUUCUCACAUUGCCUGGCCAGCCUUAUGGAGUGAAUUUUGAUCAAUAUUCAGGUUAUGUCACUGUUGAUCCAGUGGCUGGAAGAGAACUUUUCUAUUAUUUUGUGGAGUCUCCAUAUAACCCUUCAACUAAACCUUUAGUAUUGUGGCUAAAUGGAGGACCCGGUUGUUCCUCGUUGGGUUAUGGUGCCUUUGAGGAAUUGGGACCUUUUAGAAUAAACUCUGAUGGGAAAACACUUUAUCUUAACAAAUAUGCUUGGAAUGAAGUGGCAAAUGUGCUGUUCUUGGAAUCCCCUGCUGGAGUGGGCUUUUCCUACUCAAACACUACAUCUGAUUAUGAAAAAGCAGGAGAUAAGUCAACUGCUAAAGAUUCCUAUGUUUUCCUCAUCAAUUGGUUAGAGAGGUUUCCACAGUACAAAACCCAUGAUUUUUACAUCACUGGAGAGAGCUAUGCUGGCCAUUAUGUGCCUCAGCUUGCAUACACUAUUUUGGUGAACAAUAAAUUCAGUCACCAAAGUAUUAACCUCAAAGGCAUUGCUAUAGGGAAUGCUUGGAUUGAUGAUGCGACAGGUUCAAAGGGAAUAUUUGAUUACUUAUGGACUCAUGCUUUGAACUCAGAUCAAACCCACGAGUUGAUUGAGAAGUACUGCGAUUUUACAUCUGAAACCAUUUCGGAAAUAUGUUCCAAUGCCACAACAAGGGCAUUAGUUGAGAAAGGAAAAAUAGACUUCUAUAACAUCUAUGCUCCACGGUGUCACGACCCUUCUCUCAAAAAUGGAUCAACUGGUUCUGUAUAUGAUUUUGACCCGUGUUCUGAUUACUACGGCGAAGCCUAUUUUAAUAGGCCAGAGGUCCAACUAGCUCUUCAUGCAAAACCCACAAACUGGACCCACUGCAGUGAAUUAUUGGACUGGAACGACAGCCCUACUACCAUUCUACCUGUCAUCAAGUAUCUCAUCGACAGUAACAUUGGAUUGUGGAUAUACAGUGGUGAUACUGAUGCAAGGGUGCCAGUCACAUCUUCAAGAUACGCAAUCAACACCCUCAAGCUCCCUAUCCAGGUUCCUUGGCGUCCAUGGUAUUCUGGAAAUGAGGUUGGAGGAUACGUAGUGAAAUACAAAGGAAUAACAUUUGUGACAGUGAGAGGAGCAGGGCAUGUGGUUCCUAGCUGGCAACCAGCACGGGCUCUAACCAUGAUCGUUUCAUUCCUCUAUGGAAGCCUGCCACCUGCUUCACCAUGGAAUGGGUUCUAACUUCUAAGCAUCAUCUAUGCCUUCAACUUUUAAAAUUCUCCAACCUCAUUUGAAAUGCACUUUGUGCAAACUCCAUUAGUUAGAUUAAUUAAUAGUAGUUUUGUCAUGUUUCAGUUGAUUGACAUGCUAUGUACUGUGUACUUGGUAAAAUAUGCUGUCACUCAUUGUGUUAGUCUUCCUAGUUUGCUUUUUUUGAUGUACCAGUUUAUCAAAUAACUCCCUCUUUUGUUAUGAUUGGAAACUAGAAAUACAAUGAUUUUAGUUUCUAAAUUAUACAUGAUGGCGUGGCAAUGUUAGAAUAUGGGAAAAAUAUUUAA
Molecule: messenger RNA, 1913 nt
Organism: Cajanus cajan (pigeon pea)
Lineage: Eukaryota; Viridiplantae; Streptophyta; Magnoliopsida; Fabales; Fabaceae
Product: serine carboxypeptidase 1
Biological process (GO): proteolysis
Cellular component (GO): vacuole
Molecular function (GO): serine-type carboxypeptidase activity
Source: RefSeq, a predicted model, not a curated record